Messenger RNA from Phytophthora nicotianae INRA-310, 1317 nucleotides. RefSeq lists its product as hypothetical. Gene Ontology annotation, molecular function: chromate transmembrane transporter activity. NCBI's taxonomy places the organism in Eukaryota, Oomycota, Peronosporomycetes, Peronosporales, Peronosporaceae. The transcript has 5 exons. The coding region runs from base 1 to 1317 and encodes 438 amino acids. The record is from RefSeq and is a predicted model, not a curated record. Gene Ontology annotation, biological process: chromate transport.
AUGUCCCGCCUCGAGACGAAGCCGCUGUUGCCUCUUGGCAACGAUCACUCACUGCACAACGGCGAGUCGUAUGCUCGGCGCCUGCUUUCGAUCCCGCGAGAGGUCAUCCCGCUGUCUCUCUUCGCGUUCGGGGGACCUCCGGCUCACCUUGCGCUCGCCCACGAUCGAUUCGUGUAUAAGCAGAAAUGGCUAACGGACGAGAGGUUUUUGGAGGUGUUGUCCAUUGCAUCGGCCAUCCCAGGCCCGUCAUCGACGAUGACAAUCGCCGCUAUGGGGCUGUUCCGUGCUGGACCACUGGGUGGGCUGCUCGCCCUGAUCUUUUGGGUUCUGCCCGGGUGGAUCGCUUUGACGGUCGCUGGCUUCGGGGCCAAAACUUAUCUCCAAGAGGGCCUUCCCGUGUGGCUGACCGGUUUGGCACCAGCCGCUGUGUCGAUCGUCGUGAUCGCAGCGGUUCGGCUGUGGCAAAAAGCGUGUGAGGAUGACACGGCUAAGAACUUUGUAGCUUCGGCCUCUGCCUGUGUGAUUCUAGCUACACAAGGCAUGUCAUCACUGAUCUUCCCGGCGGUCAUGGCUGCAGGCGGCUUCAUAAUCUUGAUCUCGACACUAUGUGGCUAUUCCCAACCUCCGGUCACUAACGAUCGGGUUCUCUCUAGCCACCUUGAAAGGCAAAUUGGAAUUCAUCCGAUUGCAGGUGUCCUGGUUGUGCUCUCGUGGUUGGUAGUUCUGGUGCUACUUGCACACUACCACCCACAGAGCGGUGGUGAUCACUCGCUGCUAUCGCUAUUCUACACUUUCUAUUGGAUCGGCUCCAUCAUUUUCGGCGGGGGACAAGUGAUGCUACCAAUGCUGCUGGACAACAUAGUGAUGGCUGGGUGGGUCUCGAAGGAGCAGUUCUUGAUUGGUCUCGCUCUUGUUCAAUCUCUACCAGGCCCGCUGUUCAAUAUCUCGGCGUAUCUUGGAGCUCUCAUCUACGGUGUUCCCGGGGCUUUCAUUUCGAGUGUUGGUCUGUUCGGUCCCGGUAUAAUCCUCUUCUUUGGCCUGCUCCCGCUGUGGGAACGCGUGCGUGGCAACAGGAGCCUGCAGAUUUUCCUAUCCGGCGUCAAUGCAUCUGCAACUGGACUCAUUGUGGCUUCCUUUUUCUUGUUGUGGGACAAAGCAGUACAUACUAACGCGAGCGCAGCGGUGGGGCUCGCAACGGCGUUGAUGGUUGGUGUGUUUCGUGUUCCAACGUCGAUGGCUAUCAUCGUUGGAGCCAUCUUGGGCUUUCUGCUCUCCCCUGAGGUCUUCGAUCUCGGCCAGAAAGAUUUCUGCAGCUGA